Acipenser ruthenus (sterlet) is the source of this 1500-nucleotide messenger RNA. Its product is annotated as UV excision repair protein RAD23 homolog A. Gene Ontology annotation, cellular component: nucleoplasm; cytosol. The record is from RefSeq and is a predicted model, not a curated record. The transcript is spliced from 9 exons. The coding region runs from base 193 to 1272 and encodes 359 amino acids. Gene Ontology annotation, biological process: proteasome-mediated ubiquitin-dependent protein catabolic process; nucleotide-excision repair. Gene Ontology annotation, molecular function: polyubiquitin modification-dependent protein binding; ubiquitin binding; damaged DNA binding. NCBI's taxonomy places the organism in Eukaryota, Metazoa, Chordata, Actinopteri, Acipenseriformes, Acipenseridae.
GUCAUCACUCAUUAAGAUGGUUGCUGUCCGGUGCGUGACAUGCAGUUUCUAUCGUGCAGUUAAUUAUUUCAUUAAACUAAAAAACAAGACACACGUUUGAACCACAGUACUGUGCACGCACCCCCACACGCACAGAGACAGACAGGAACAACAGGGUGAGCCGCAGGGGUGGUGCAAGAAUUAAAACCGACGAUGCAAAUCACACUGAAGACCUUACAACAGCAAACUAUCAAGAUAGACAUCGACCCGGACGACACGGUCAGAGCUCUGAAGGAGAAGAUCGAAGCGGAGAAAGGGAAGGAAUGCUUCCCUGUGGCCGGACAGAAGCUGAUCUACGCCGGGAAGAUCCUGCAGGAUGACACGCCAAUCAAAGACUGCAAAAUCCAGGACAACAACUUCGUGGUCGUCAUGGUAGCCAAGCAGAAAUGUUCGGGAGGGGGCCCCCAGGCUGCGGAGUCAUCAGCGCGGACCCCCCUUCAGGAAUUGAGCUCGUCCCAGUGUCCAGUGCCCACCCCAGCAGCGAUCCCCAUCCCUCCAGAGAUGGGCCCCCCCGGAGCAGAGAGCACGGCCACGACCCCGCCAGUGACCCCCGCCGGCUUGGAUCCUGUUUUAGACGCUGAACUGGAAGGAGACGCGUCUUCGGCGCUGGUAACAGGGCAGCAGUACGAGGCCAUGCUGACGGAGAUCAUGUCGAUGGGCUACGAGAGGGAGCAGGUGGUGGCAGCGCUGAGAGCCAGCUUCAACAAUCCUCACCGCGCCGUGGAGUACCUCCUCACUGGUAUUCCCAGCUGCCCCGUGCAGGAGAGCAGUCCCACCGCAGAAGAGCCGGCACUCCCACAGAACCCUGCACCCGAGGGUUUAAACCCGCUGGAGUUUCUUCGAGAGCAGCCCCAGUUCCAGAACAUGAGGCAGGUGAUCCAGCAGAACCCCAGCCUGUUACCAGCACUGCUGCAGCGGCUGGGCCGGGAGAACCCACAGUUACUGCAGCAGAUCAGCCAGCACCAGGAGCGAUUCAUCCAGAUGCUGAACGAGCCGCAGGGCGGGGGUCCGGCGGAGAUCGCGGAGGGGGAGGGAGACCUGGGGGUCCUGGGGGACGAUGAUAACUCACCCGUCGACUACGUGCAGGUGUCCCCGCAGGAGAAGGAAGCCAUUGAGCGGUUAAAAGCCCUGGGCUUCCCAGAGGGGCUGGUGAUCCAGGCCUACUUCGCCUGCGAGAAGAACGAGAACCUGGCUGCCAACUUCCUUCUGAACCAGAACUUCGAGGACGAAUGACAGACCCGCGGCCCGCACAUCCAUUUUAUAGCAAAGUUUUAAAACUAUUUAAUAAGCAAAACAAAAAAUGAACUGGGGGUUUGGGGUUUGGGGUAAACGGGUAUAGGGCAUGAUACGCAAUGCGACAGUUUGUACACCCCAUUGUUUUUAAACGUGUAAGACAGGGGACUGUCCCGUUCCACUCCUGGUCUUUGUUCCAGCCAAAUAAAGCUCUAUCCAGACCCUGAA